GGCUGCAUGGCAUGCAAAAAGCGCAGCAAUGCAUGCAUAGAGCAGGCCCCACACGGCGUUAAUAAUUCAACAUAAAUACGAUAGAUCACCGCUGCGCUGCCAGAUGGCACGGCUCCUGCUCCUAGCAGCAGUAGCAAGCAGCCAUGCCAAAAAGCAUCACAAAAACAACACGGAGCUCACGAUCGCCUUCACGAGCGACUUACAUGGAGAGAUCGCACCGCUCAAGCACGCUUCACAAAUCUACGCGUCACUCCCGGAGCCGAAGCUGCUCGUCGACAGCGGCGAUUCGUAUAUUGGCACGGGCUACUUCCGGCGCGCGGGCCCGGCGGGCAUGGGCCGGGUCAUGCGCGCGCUCGGCUAUGCCGUGCUGGGCGUGGGCAACCACGAUUUGGAGCUGGCUUCUUCUUUUCGCAACUUUUCCGCGACGGCACGAGCGCCGCUCGUCUCGACGAACCUCUGCGGCCACUACGAUGCCAUAAAAUGCUCCUCAAUAGUAGAAGUGGGCGACCUGAAAAUUGGAUUUGUGGGCUACUGCGACACGUCGGCGCUGGGGCCGGCCGAGUGGCGGUCUUCGUUGCCAAAGACGUCUUGUGAUCAAAAGAUGACCGAUCGAGUUAUUGAAGAAGCAGUGAAGCUUAAAAGAUCAGUUCAUAUCGUGAUCGCGCUGGGCCACUGCGGCUACGACUUCGAUGUGGAAAUUGCAAAGUCUCAUGUCAUCGACGCGGUCGUGGGGGGACACACGCACCUCGUGAGGCACCGGUCUUCCUUCAAUGAUGGGCCCGUCGUGUUGCAGGCCGGCGCGGCGGCGUCGCAUCUUGGCGUGUUGCGGUUGAGCCUCGCGCGACGAAAGGGCAACGUGACGGUGGUCAGUGCGCGGUCCGAGAUGCAUGCGCUCGAUGCACAUAAACAUAAACAUGAGGUGAUCGACGGCGAACUCUCGAGGCACGCGCCAUCGGUCAAGCCGCCCUGGCGCUCGAUAAAACAAGGCGCCGACGCUCUUGCUUGUAGAGCAUCAGAGUGCGCGAUGGGCAAUCUCGUGGCCGACGCCAUGGCCCGCAGUGCCGCCUGCCACGCGCAGAGACGCGUGCCGUUGAUCGCAUUAAUUGAAUCGGGGUCGGUGCGCGGCGCCGUCAAAGUUGGUAAGUUCGGGCGGGACGAGGCCACCAAUAUCUUGCCUUGGGCCAAUAGAUUGGAGGUCGUGCGCUUUCCAUCAGUAAAUGCUCUAGAGGCGUUUGUGGCGUUCGGGGCUCAAAGCUUGAAGACGACGGGCGGCGGCUUCCUCCAAGGUUCAAAUAACGUGAGGAUCGUCCUGAAUGAUGAUAGAGCUCGCGUGUUUGUGCGGCACUUCGACUGCGCACAAACACAGACGAAGGGCCAGACGUUGACCUUCGACGACACGAAGGUAAAGAGUGCCUGUCCCCAGCGGGGCUUCUCACGACCUACCGGACCGAUCGACGUCGUCGUCACGUCCUGGCUUGCUGGUGGAGGCGACGGCUUCUCUCUCGCGAAUGCUUCCCGUUUACAUCCCCUGCAGCCCGAGUGGCUCAAGGACGUCGACGCCCUCAGGAGGCACGUCGCUAGUCUGCCGGAAGACGCCGUCAUCAGACGAGAAGGGCGCAUUACGUUUGGGGAGUGCGCGGAGCCCAAAGCUCCGGAGAAGCGCGCGCCACCUUUAGUUGCUGGAUUCUUAGGAGCCUUCUCGAUGAUGGCGUCGUUCGUGGCCACCUAUCCUCUGUCUACCUUACAAACAAGAGCGAUGCUCGGCGAGCCGCUUGGCUUGUCCAAUGGGUGUUCAUCGUUAUACCGAGGGGUGGCCUUGGCGGCUCUAGCGGUCUACGCGUCGGGCGCCGUCUUCUGGACGGCCCACGAGUUCCUCAACCAUUUGAGUGGCGAGAAUCAUACUGGAGGCCACGCGCGGCAGGGCGCCAAGACGUUCUUGCUGACGUUCGUCGCGGGGGCCCUGAACGUUUUGGCGACGAACCCCCUGUGGGUCGCCGUGACGCGGUUGCAGGGUGGGUUGUCUGCCUUACCUUCUGUGAGUGAGCGGAAGCGGCGCUGGUGCUGGCCGUGUGCGGGGAUACUGCCGAAUACGGUAUUGGUGCUCUUCCCGACGUUGCGCCAGACCUUGUACGAGGGGUUGCUGCGGGGUGCGUCGGCUUCCACAUUAGAUGCUUCUUCCGGCUUGGUGACGGUCUGCGCGGCCUUUGCUACCUUGAUCGCGGCCACCGCGACGCACCCGCUGCAGUGGUAUAGGUCAAGGUUGCAGGCCGGGCACGGGACUCAUUCUAGAAAUGCGUCGGUCUGGGACGGGCUGUCCAUCAAACUCGUGCACACUGUUAUUUCCAAUACAUUGAUGUACCUCUCGAAGGAGCAGCUCACGCAGUUCGUGCUGCGGACGUUCCUGGCGUAGUAGCCUGUGGU
This is a messenger RNA of Pelagomonas calceolata, 2421 nucleotides long. NCBI's taxonomy places the organism in Eukaryota, Pelagophyceae, Pelagomonadales, Pelagomonadaceae. The record is from the annotation of a GenBank genome assembly.